Molecule: messenger RNA, 1011 nt
Organism: Marmota flaviventris (yellow-bellied marmot)
Lineage: Eukaryota; Metazoa; Chordata; Mammalia; Rodentia; Sciuridae
Source: RefSeq, a predicted model, not a curated record
AUGACUUGUUGCCAAACUUCACCAAGCCAUUCCUGGCUUUAUCCUAUAGUAAUUCUCUGCCUAUUUGGUUUUUUCUCAAUGAUGAAACCAUCAGAGCCAUUUAUCAUAGUUUAUUUAACAGGACUUGACAAAAACCUCAAAACACAAAAGACAACUAACUUUCCACUUUGGACCUACUCUUACCUGGUGCUGCUGCUCCCUGUGUUUGUCCUCACUGAUUACGUCCGCUACAAGCCGGUCAUCGUCUUACAGGGGAUAAGCUUCAUCGUCACCUGGCUGCUGCUCCUGUUUGGCCAAGGAGUGAAGAUCAUGCAGCUUGUUGAAUUUGUCUAUGGUCUGCUGUCGGCCACCGAGGUGGCCUACUAUGCCUACAUCUACAGUGUGGUCAGCCCAGAGCACUACCAGAAGGUGAGCGGCUACUGUCGGAGUGUCACGCUGGUGGCCUACACAGUGGCCUCGGUGCUGGCCCAGCUCCUGGUUUCCCUGGCAAACGUGUCCUACUUCCACCUCAACGUCACCACCUUGGCCUCUGUCUCCGUGGCUUUCUUCUUCUCACUCUUUCUGCCAAUGCCCAAGAAGAGCAUGUUUUUCCACACAAAACCCAGCAAACCAGCUCCUCAGAAGACACCAGGACAGACUGCUGUCCUAGAGGAAGCCCAUAGAGGUGACGAAGCAGCCCACCAAGAAGCAGGCACCCUUUCCAGGCAUGGGGAGGAGAGCCAGCCCAGCAGCCCCAAGCCCAGACAUGAGGCUUUGAGGAGCUGCGUGCAGUGGUUCCAGGAUCUGCGGGAGUGCUACUCCUCCAAGCGUCUUUUCUGCUGGUCCCUGUGGUGGGCUCUUUCCACAGCGGGUUUUAACCAGGUUUUGAACUAUGUGCAGAUCCUGUGGGAUGACAAGGCCCCAUCCCAAGAUUCCUCCAUCUAUAAUGGAGCAGUAGAAGCCCUUGAAACCUUGGGGAGUUGGCUCAGUUCUAUUACUCUGAGCAACGUGUCUGAAAUCUUUCUGAUUUGA